AUGCUAAUCCCACCACAAUCGCCAUUGUUUGGGACCACCAACAACAAGGGUGAAACUCCCCUCCACGUUGCUGCUAGAGUUGGUUGUGAUGAAGGAGUUGAGUUCCUCAUCAACCCUGCGAAAAAACUACGCGUUGAUGAUGAGGAGAGCGAACCCACUACUUAUCCAAUGACAGGAGGAGCAGUGCUUGAUUGGGGUCGACGCUUCAAGAUUAUUCAGGGUGUUGCUAGGGGGCUUCUUUAUCUCCACCAUGAUUCCUGUUUGAAGGUAAUACAUAGAGAUUUGAAGGUCAGUAACAUUCUCUUGGAUGAGAACAUGAACCCAAAACUUUCAGAUUUUGGAAUGGCAUGUAUCGUUCAAAGCACGCAGAGUCUAGCAAUACUCACAAGGUUGUGGGAACAGUAUAAGCAGCAUCUCUUUCCAUCCUUGGACAAACUGUCACCCAUAUUGUUAUACUGA
Messenger RNA from Prunus armeniaca (apricot), 459 nucleotides. The record is from the annotation of a GenBank genome assembly. Lineage: Eukaryota; Viridiplantae; Streptophyta; Magnoliopsida; Rosales; Rosaceae.